Penicillium antarcticum is the source of this 1782-nucleotide messenger RNA. It is a transcript of the gene atg22-1, whose product is annotated as putative autophagy protein Atg22. The transcript has 2 exons. The record is from RefSeq and is a predicted model, not a curated record. Lineage: Eukaryota; Fungi; Ascomycota; Eurotiomycetes; Eurotiales; Aspergillaceae. Gene Ontology annotation, biological process: amino acid transmembrane export from vacuole. Bases 1 to 1782 code for a protein of 593 amino acids.
AUGAGUAUACCAGAGAAUGAGUCGAGGCUUGCCCCCCAAUAUCCCGGCGAUGAUACUCGACCGACGAGCAGGAGGGAGCUUGCCGGUUGGUACUGCUAUGGUUGGGCUGCAGAGGUAUUUGUUGUCUGUGCCAUGGGUUCAUUUCUUCCGAUAACUCUGGAGCAGAUGGCCCGAGAUCGGGGAGUCCUUCUGUCAGACAAAACGACACCGUGCAGCGCAACAUGGAGUCCCUCCCUGCCACCGCCAGGAUCGGAUGUCCCGAUAUAUCAGCUCCAGGGGUCAGAUGGCGGCCAGUGCAUCAUUUAUUUCCUCGGUGCUGAGAUAAACACGGCAAGCUUUGCUUUGUAUACCUUUUCACUGAGCGUUUUGGUCCAAGCUGUCCUGAUUAUCUCAAUGUCAGGUGCCGCUGACCAUGGAAGUUAUCGCAAGACGCUUUUGGUUAUCUUUGCUGUUAUUGGCUCAAUCGCUACGAUGUUAUUUUUGGUUGUUGUUCCCAAAGUUUACCUUCUGGGUGGCCUGCUUGCAAUUAUUUCGAAUACUUGCUUUGGUGCAUCCUUUGUUCUCCUCAACUCAUUUUUGCCUGUUUUGGUCCGACACCACCCGUUAUUGUUGGAAGAAGAAAUUGAGGCAACGACAUCUGGUGAUUCUCAGGCACAAUUUAGGGAAUCCUCUAUUUCUUCCUCGACUGGAAAUAUUGAAAGGGCACAAAUGGAUGAUACCAUGCCGCUACUACCGCCCGAUAGGGUAUCCGAGGCGACUAUCACCACUAUGACUUCCCUGGAGCUCAAACUUUCUACCAGAAUCUCAUCCAACGGCAUUGGCAUCGGAUACAUCGGUGCAGUGGUCUUGCAGAUACUUUCCAUAUUGGUCGUGGUAGUCGUGCGUCCGCCAACGUUCUCGUUGCGUCUUGUUCUAUUCCUAAUCGGAUUGUGGUGGUUCGUGUUCACCAUACCGGUAGCGGUGUGGCUCCGCCCUCGUCCUGGUCCACCACUAUUGGGAGGCGACGGUAAAUCGCUUCAUUCCUGGAUCGGAUACCUGGUGUACGCCUGGAAGUCUAUUGGAAAAACCGCAAUGCGGGCUCGCCACCUGAAAGACAUCGCGAUUUUCCUUGCUGCUUGGUUCCUUCUUAGCGAUGGGAUUGCAACUGUCAGUGGCACUGCGGUGCUGUUUGCAAAGACUCAAUUAGAUAUGAAGCCGGCUGCCCUGGGACUGAUCAAUGUAAUCGUUAUGCUCGCGGGGGUAUUUGGUGCAUUCUCUUGGAGUUAUGUCUCAACGUUCUUCAACCUCCGGGCAUCACAGACGAUCAUCGCAUGUAUCAUCUUAUUCGAGCUCAUUCCGCUCUAUGGCCUUUUAGGGUUCAUCCCAGCCGUGAAGCGCGCGGGGCUUGGUCUCCAUCAACCCUGGGAGAUGUACCCCCUCGGAGCAGUCUAUGGACUUGUCAUGGGUGGGCUCUCGUCCUACUGUCGAAGCUUUUUUGGUGAGCUCAUUCCUCCGGGCUAUGAAGCAGCCUUCUAUGCGCUUUAUGCCAUUACCGACAAGGGAUCAAGCAUUUUUGGUCCUGCUAUUGUCGGUGCCAUUACCGAUCGUUACGGUGAAAUCCGACCAGCGUUUGCAUUCCUAGCCGUACUUAUCAUUGUGCCACUACCGCUUAUGCUUUUGGUGGAUAUUGACCGCGGAAAACGAGAUGCCAAGGCAUUGGGGGCUGAACUGGACGGCAUACCAAAAUCGUCUGGAUAUGGGUCUAUACCUGGAGGUCCGGUUGAGGAUGAUGGGUUCGAAUAG